AUGCGGAGGGAGGGCCUCAGUGCCCCAACCAAGCAGUCCCGGGAAGGCAUUCCUAGCUCAGAGCCUCUGCUGGAGUCUACGCUGGAAGGGGCUCCUGAGAAGGCCAAGCUAGAACUUAAUACGGCCUCAGUGCCCCAACCAAGCAGUCCCGGGAAGGCAUUCCUAGCUCAGACUCUGCUGGAGUCUACGCUGGAAGGGGCUCCUGAGAAGGCCAAGCUACACCCGGGAGGAGCAGAGGACAACGUCUACCAUAGCACUGCCUGGGGCCUGGCCCCGAGAUGGGAGCGGGCAUCAGAGAGAAAACUGUCAGUAUCCCGGGCCCUGUUCACCUCCGCAGGGGGCCAGCCGCUCAUCCUGUCACAGGCUCAUGCACCUGGGCAAGUCCUGGGCAACGGGCCUGUGGGAGUGAACAAGACGAACUGA
Galeopterus variegatus (Sunda flying lemur) is the source of this 423-nucleotide messenger RNA. RefSeq names its product chromosome unknown open reading frame, human C3orf36 (gene CUNH3orf36). NCBI's taxonomy places the organism in Eukaryota, Metazoa, Chordata, Mammalia, Dermoptera, Cynocephalidae. The record is from RefSeq and is a predicted model, not a curated record.